AUGAAUGUGAACCAUCAACAUCCAAGCGAAGCCGCAAAGCUUCGGCUCCCACAACAAAUCUAUUUCCGAGUGAUAGCUGCAUUUUUUGUUACAAGAAUCGAAAAUGGAUUUCUUCGAAAAAAAAAAAAGUACGAUAUUCCUACCAAAUGUGUUACAAAAAUAGCGGGGUUGUCCAUUAUCCAAGCUGCAGAAGCGAAAUCAGAUGACAGAUUUUUAUGUGAAUUGAAAGUUGUAGAUUUCAUAGCUCGUGAAGUGCACUAUCAUAAUUACUGUCGUGAGGAAUACACAAGACUUCCGGAUAGGCGACUCCAUGCCACUCCAGAAAGCGAGUUACUUGCGCAGCAAAAGGUACAUAUAGAAGCAUUUGAAAAUUUAAAGAACUAUGUCCGGAAAGCAUCAUUCUAA
Molecule: messenger RNA, 405 nt
Organism: Psylliodes chrysocephalus
Lineage: Eukaryota; Metazoa; Arthropoda; Insecta; Coleoptera; Chrysomelidae
Source: the annotation of a GenBank genome assembly